AUGGCAGCCGACAAGCAGGCCAAGCUCUCCCUUCAGGAGGAUAGCAUCGCCAAGAUGCUUAUCUGCAAGGCUCACAUCGGGACGAAGAACGUGGAGCACAAGAUGCGCCCGUAUGUCUUCAAGUCGACCAGCGAGGGCAUCCACUUGAUCAACCUGGCGAAGACGUGGGAAAAGAUCCUCAUGGCUGCACGGGUGAUUGUCGCUAUCGAGAACCCUGCGGACGUUCUUGUCAUCAGUGCUCGACCCUACGGAAGCCGCGCUGUCCUCAAGUUCUCCCAGUAUGUCGGAGCACAGGCAAUUGCGGGUCGCUGGACCCCCGGUAUGCUGACCAACCAAAUCACCCAGAAGUUCAUGGAGCCCAGACUGCUCAUCGUCACCGAUCCCCGCACAGAUGCCCAGGCUGUUCGCGAGAGCGCCUACGCCAACGUCCCCGUCAUUGCUCUCUGCGACACAGAUUCGCCUCUGGAGCACGUCGACAUCUGCAUUCCGUGCAACAACAAGGGCAAGGAAUCCAUCGCACUGAUGUACUGGCUUCUCGCUCGGGAAGUUCUCUACCUCCGUGGCGAGCUGCCCUCGAGGAGCGUGCCGUGGGAUGUCAUGGUUGACAUGUUCCUGUGGAGAGACCCGGAGGAGUUCGAGCGCAAGGAGAGACUGGAGGACGAGGAAGUUGCUCCUCACACAGCUCAGGCGGACGCGACCCAGUGGGGCGCAGACGCUGCAGCCGCUGACUGGAAGCAGGCCGGUGCGGACUGGACAGGCCCGGUUGCUGGCGGAGCUGCCGGCGAAUGGGAUCAGUCCGCAGUGGCGGCGGAGGGCGAGUGGGGCGGCGGCCGUCCAGGAGUAGCUGUUGGCGAGCCUUGUGCGAGCUGGCUCGCCUGGAAGAAACUGUCGACUUCCCACUGGCAACUCCAGUCGCGCGGAGAACCUCAGCUGGCCCUGCGCGUGGCCUUCGGGUCGUGUGAAGCGAGGACAAGUUGCGUUUCUUAA
Molecule: messenger RNA, 987 nt
Organism: Neospora caninum
Lineage: Eukaryota; Apicomplexa; Conoidasida; Eucoccidiorida; Sarcocystidae
Exons: 5
Coding region: 1-987 (328 amino acids)
Biological process (GO): cytoplasmic translation; ribosomal small subunit assembly
Cellular component (GO): ribosome; cytosolic small ribosomal subunit; 90S preribosome
Molecular function (GO): structural constituent of ribosome
Source: RefSeq, a predicted model, not a curated record